CUGGAGCUGCUGGUGGCAUUAGCUUCAGCAGACAGAGAUUCACACACACAAAAAAGGAGAAACAGCCAGAGAGAAAAGAGGCAUCAGCAGAGUUAAAACAGAAGCACUCACACUGAGGAGUGAAGAGCAGAGGCUGAUCAGAGAAGCUUAAGAGCAGCUCUUUCUUUAAGACUGGUAAUCUUCAGAGUGCCUGGACUUGGAGGUUUGAGGAGUGUUUGUUUGGCUCGACUUUGGACGGACUCUCGCUUGGUUGCUCCUGAGAGACUGACAGACUUUUCUUCAAGUAGGACAAGGCACCAGAGAGACAAGUUUGAGACUGUCUCUAAGCAGUCAACUGCCUUCUUCCAGCUGUUUUCACACCUGGUGUUUCAUUUGAUUUAAAGUAGGUUUGAUUUCAUAUCCUUCUGGGCUUCUGUUCUACCAAUGGCUGCUGUGCGUCAGAUGGUUAUGGAGGCCUCUGGCUUCCACGUCCUGCCUGCCCACCUUAUGGCCUCAGCCAUGGAGGAGUUCCCCCAGCAGCUGCCUGUCCCCAAGGGCCCAGCGAGGGGCAAGAGCCGCUCCCGCCGGCCUCGCGAGGCUCGCUUCAAAACACAGCCCGUCACCUUUGCCGAGAUCGCAGAGGUAGAAGAAGAAGGUUCCUCUCCGCUGGAGGAGGAGAGGGCACGUCGCUCCUUCCUUCAGUCCCUGGAGAACCUGCGGCGGAGCACACAGACCCUCCACUGCCCGCCGGCUGCCCAUCAUCAUAGCUGCACCCCCACACCCACACAGGCCAGCCUGGACUCCAGUGACUCCGACUCCACCCAGUGAAGGCUGGGACACGCCCACCUCCCUGCACCCAUGUUUCUCGCUUUCGCCUUGACGCCGCUUCAAAUGGAGGCCAACUGAACUGAACCAAACUGGCCUGUCUGCCAGCCUGCCUGUGUGUGUAAGCUGCUGCUGUCAUACAAAAGUCUGCAUUUAAUAUAUACUAACAUAUCAACAUACAGUAUAUAGUUUGAAGAUGCACUUGAUGCAUAUCUGUAAAGAUCUCUACCAGUGCCACAGGCUGGUUAUACUGCUGUAUAGAUAUGAUGAGUGUAAAAGUAGCAGAUGACACAGUGUUGAACACACCACUCUUCAAAUGUAUUCCUUUUCUACUGUAGAUGUCUUUGAGAAAAACUUGAAAGAUGGUUGAUAUUUUUCCAUUUUAAAGUUGUAUAGGUAUUUUUCUUUCAAUCCAGAUUUUUCUACUUGACCAGUCACCAUAGAGAGGACUGUUAAAAAACAUGUUAAGUAUUGUGACUUACCACACUGUAAAUACUGAGACUAAGCAAUGUACUGAGCAUCAAAAGUGACCAGGCUGUCAUUGAAGCAGUAGAGUACCAUUACAAAGCUUUGUUAAGACUUGUUUUCCAACCUCACAAAUGAAUGAAAUCUCUGCUCUUGCUUCAAUUCCUGAGCAAAAAAAAAAAAGCAUUUCUAAAUGUCUUUAUUUAUUCUCUUAUUUUGUUCAUAACCACGUGAUAUUCUGACUUCUAAAGUUACCUUGACUUUCAAAGAAAAGCAUAACCUUUAUACUUUAUUUUACUUUAUACAUGCAGUAUAUGUUACAAUGUUUGUGAUAUGUACUUUAAUAAAUAUUUUCAAGUA
Molecule: messenger RNA, 1629 nt
Organism: Lates calcarifer (barramundi perch)
Lineage: Eukaryota; Metazoa; Chordata; Actinopteri; Centropomidae
Gene: lg10h11orf96
Product: linkage group 10 C11orf96 homolog
Exons: 1
Coding region: 424-807 (127 amino acids)
Source: RefSeq, a predicted model, not a curated record